AUGCCGCAAGACAUGCCAAACUUUUCUCAUGAACUCUGUAAUAGAAGAGAAGCACUGCCAUCUGAAUUUACCAUGACCUAUUAUCGAGAAGUUGUGAACGAUCAUGGUACAUUCCGUGGAAUGUACGAUCCCUCUGAAGACACAUUGGAUAUCAUCGAAUCGCCUAGUUUUGAGAACGCUAGCAAACUAUCGCUAAGAAGAAUCUUACACUGCUUGUCACCACGGUCUCAUAGAGUAAUAAGAGGUCCAGGAAUUCACAAAUUCCGAGUAUGGCUCAAUAAGAAACCAAUACUUUCUUCUCCGGAGUCCUUAGAUUCAGAAUCCCAUUUCAUAGACGAAGCGUCAGAUAGUUGCCAUUACGAACCAUUCAGAACCGUCCCUUUACCUAGAAGAAAUAAACACCGUACUAAAAUCACUGAAUAUAGCCACAGUUUGAGGCAGACGGUACGGCAAUGGUUUCACCAUGAUUUAACUUCGCAAAACCAAACGUCAAAAAACUAUCAUCAUCUAGACGAGUCUACGAUGGAUAGUGCAUAUUCCAAUUCCACAUUGGCUGAUGGACUUGUAGAUUAUAAGACGAAACGUCAAACAUAUUCACCGACACAAACCUUCGAUGGACCAACAGCACUUAUGUAA
This is a messenger RNA of Kluyveromyces lactis, 636 nucleotides long. RefSeq lists its product as uncharacterized. The record is from RefSeq and is a predicted model, not a curated record. The transcript has a single exon. Lineage: Eukaryota; Fungi; Ascomycota; Saccharomycetes; Saccharomycetales; Saccharomycetaceae. The coding region runs from base 1 to 636 and encodes 211 amino acids.